Molecule: messenger RNA, 1008 nt
Organism: Malassezia globosa CBS 7966
Lineage: Eukaryota; Fungi; Basidiomycota; Malasseziomycetes; Malasseziales; Malasseziaceae
Exons: 4
Coding region: 1-1008 (335 amino acids)
Biological process (GO): L-citrulline biosynthetic process
Cellular component (GO): mitochondrion
Molecular function (GO): amino acid binding; ornithine carbamoyltransferase activity
Source: RefSeq, a predicted model, not a curated record
AUGGGUGUGAGCACAAUUUUCUCAUCAUCUGCUCGAUUUGCCCUGCGGCAUGCGGCCAAGGCAAGUCCUUGCCCCAUGAGCAAAGCAUUCAUCUCAACGAACCAACACAAUGUACCUAGUCUAUUGACCCUCGCUACUGUGCGACCCGAGCAAUUAGAUGCCAUUCUGCAGCACUCGGCCACCUUGAAGCACAGAGCCAAGUUUACGGCCUUGGGCUUGUCUGACAUCGAAUCGUCCCUCGACAAGAAAACGAUCGCUUUAAUCUUCAGCAAACGCAGCACGCGAACACGUGUGGCAAGCGAGUCAAGUAUUGCAGCUUUGGGUGGACAUGCUAUGUUUUUGUCGCCGUCUGAUAUCCAGCUGGGUGUGAAUGAAAGCUUGUAUGACACCGCUUUCGUCGUGAGCUCCAUGGUCGACGGCAUCAUGGCACGUGUCGGGGGACAUGACGAAAUUGAGAUGCUUGCGCGCAAUUCAAAAGUGCCAGUGAUCAAUGCACUUUCGAGUCUAUUCCAUCCCACGCAGAUCUUAGCAGACUUGCUCACGAUCCUCGAGGUCGGCGGCGUGCAAGGGCCAUUGCCGCUCCUUCAGACGCUGGCUGGAAAAAAAGUUGCGUGGGUUGGCGACUCGAACAACAUACUGAACGAAAUGCUCGUGACAUACCCUCGACUGGGCGUGCACGUGAGUGUCGCUGCUCCUCAAGGUGCUGCGUACGAACGCAAUCCUGUCGUUUGGGAUCUCAUGACCCGUGGCCUUACAACACUUCCGCAACACAUGCCUCGCGGAGAAGUCGAAUGGUGUCAUGAUCCAGUCCAUGCCGUCAAGGAUGCCGACUACAUUGUGACCGAUACUUGGUACGUGCGCCAGCUUGGAGCUCGAGCCGCUGACGUCUACACAGGAUUUCAAUGGGUAUUCUAUGGUUCUCGCUCACUCGUGUUCCCUGAGGCGGAGAACCGCAAGUGGACCAUCAUGGCAUGUUUCGACUGGCUCUUUGGCCGCCGAGAAUUGUAG